AUGAGUUGUUUAAAGUCUUGCAGAGGUGGUCUUAGGACGUUUGCCACAUCUACUAUCAAAUAUGAAAAGAAAUUAAACAAGUAUUCUUCAAUUGUUACUGGAGACCCAUCACAAGGUGCUUCCCAAGCCAUGCUUUAUGCCACUGGUUUCACUGAUGAAGAUUUCAAUCGUGCCCAAAUCGGGGUUGGUUCUGUCUGGUGGUCUGGUAACCCAUGUAAUAUGCACUUGAUGGAAUUAAACAACAAGUGUGCUGAAUCUGUCAACAAGGCUGGUUUGAAGGCCAUGCAAUUUAACACUAUUGGUGUUUCUGAUGGUAUCACCAAUGGUACCGAAGGGAUGAGAUAUUCUUUACAACUGAGAGAAAUCAUUGCUGAUUCUUUCGAAACAAUGACCAUGGCCCAAUUGUACGAUGGUAACAUUGCUAUUCCAUCCUGUGAUAAAAACAUGCCAGGUGUUUUAAUGGCUAUGGGUAGACACAACAGACCAGCUAUUAUGGUUUAUGGUGGUACUAUUUUACCAGGUUCUCCAACUUGUGGCACCUCCAACCCAGCUGUUGCUGAUAAGAUUGAUAUUAUCAGUGCUUUCCAAUCAUAUGGUCAAUAUUUGGCUAAAGAAAUCACUUCUGAAGAAAGAAUCGAUAUUGUUAAACAUGCUUGUCCAGGUCCAGGUGCUUGUGGUGGUAUGUACACUGCCAACACCAUGGCCUCUGCUUCUGAAGUCUUGGGUUUAACUUUGCCAUACUCCUCUUCUUCUCCAGCUGUUUCUAAAGAAAAGGCUGCUGAAUGUGCUGUUGUUGGUUUUGCUUUGAAACACUUGUUGGAAAUCGACUUGAAACCAAGAGAUAUCAUCACCAAGAAAUCUUUUGAAAACGCCAUUGCUUAUAUCAUUGCUACCGGUGGUUCAACCAACGCUGUUUUACAUCUUAUUGCUAUUGCUUCUUCCUUUGAUAUUACCAUUACUGUUGAUGACUUCCAAAGAAUUUCUGACAACACUCCAUUGUUGGCCGACUUUAAACCAUCUGGUAAAUACGUUAUGGCCGAUUUGCAAAAUGUCGGUGGUACUCCAGCUGUUAUGAAAUACUUGAUCAAAGAAGGUAUCCUUGAUGGUUCCCAAUUAACCGUUACUGGUAAGACCAUCAACGAAAACUUGGAACCUCUUGCUGAUUUGCCAGAAGGACAAGACAUCAUUAUGCCAAUUUCCAAGCCAUUGAAACCAAACGGUCACUUGCAAAUCUUGAAAGGUACCUUGGCCCCAGGUUCUGCUGUUGGUAAAAUCACUGGUAAAGAAGGUACUUACUUCAAGGGUAAAGCUAGAGUUUUCGAUGAAGAACAUUCCUUCAUCACUGCUUUGGAAAAUGGUGAAAUCAAAAAGGGUGAAAAAACUGUUUGUGUUAUUAGAUACGAAGGUCCAAAAGGUGGUCCAGGUAUGCCAGAAAUGUUGAAACCAUCCUCUGCUUUAAUGGGUUACGGUUUGGGUAAAGAUGUUGCCUUGUUGACUGAUGGUAGAUUCUCUGGUGGUUCUCAUGGUUUCUUGAUUGGUCAUAUUGUUCCAGAAGCCGCUGAAGGUGGUCCAAUUGCUUUGGUUGAAGAUGGUGAUGUCAUUGUUAUUGAUGCUGAAAACAACAAGAUUGAUUUGUUGGUUGAUGAAGAAAUCAUGGCUGAAAGAAGAAAGAAGUGGACUCCACCAGAACCAAGAUACAAGAGAGGUACUUUAGCCAAGUACGCCACUUUGGUCAGUGAUGCCUCUAAAGGUUGUGUCACUGAUUUACAUUUCGUUGACAAAAAAUAA
This is a messenger RNA of Candida tropicalis MYA-3404, 1788 nucleotides long. RefSeq names its product dihydroxy-acid dehydratase (gene ILV3). The record is from RefSeq and is a predicted model, not a curated record. Bases 1 to 1788 code for a protein of 595 amino acids. Gene Ontology annotation, biological process: branched-chain amino acid biosynthetic process. Gene Ontology annotation, cellular component: mitochondrion. Gene Ontology annotation, molecular function: dihydroxy-acid dehydratase activity. The transcript has a single exon. Lineage: Eukaryota; Fungi; Ascomycota; Pichiomycetes; Serinales; Debaryomycetaceae.